CAGAUGGAGGAAAUCUCGUCUCAAAGUGGUGUUUCUUCACCUAACUUAAAAGAGCAAAUCACUCGCCAAGUUCUGCAAUAUGUGCUGUAUGGCAAAAAUUCAGUACAGAUGGUUAACACUCACGAGACGAACAUAAAGAGCAAGCUUGGUAAUUUGAAUAAAAAGUUAUUCUAGUCUGAUUAGAAACGCCCAAGACUCGUUACGAAACUAUGACGGCAACGUUUGACACAAUAGGCACCUUCAGGAAUACCUUCACACCGCACCGAAAGAAGUUAUGACCGGCUAAAAAAUUUGACCGGACACUUCGUUCACACGGUCCGUUCAAUAUUUUCGCUCGUUCAUACGGAACUUUGAACGGCUAGGGGUCUAAAUGUUUGUACAGUUAAGGUGGUACCGUGUGAACGGAACACCUAAACGCACGAAUUUUCAACCGGUGGAAAAUUCUUCCGGUGCCGAGUGAACGCCACCUAAGAAUGCAAAACAAUAACUUUCUUUGCUGUCCCUGCACAACUGGGAGGUUCAAUAACCAAAAUUUUAAGUAAACUUGAACGGAAAGACGACAAAUUUUACUGUAUCUUUCUGAUUUCGGACGUGGAACCCUCUCCACGACUUUAACGUAAUUUCUUAACUUUGAAAUACAUGAACGAGUUGAGUUAUCGCUAAAAGGUUUGGAAGAACGCGAAGAAUAAGAACGCGUCAAUGACGUUUACACGCUGUGGUAUCGUAAGAUCCCUAAUAUGAGUAAUAACACAACAACUUGGGUCUUACUUACAAUUUGCAUAAUAACUUCGCUUGCAGAGAACUGUUACGUACCGUCUAGUUGUUUAUUAAGAUUUCUUUUAAGUGGCCAUAUCAAGUUUCAUAUUCAAAAUUAAAUUUGCAAACCACAGUAGCCGGCAACCGAACCUUACUAGUUCACAACUAGGGGCAAUCAACACUAGACCAGUCAUGCUCAAGAUUUUUCUUUCUUCUCUUGUGUAUCAUUCCACUUAUUAUGGUAUUUAUUUCACUGUUAAAACAGCAUGGGAAGCUGUGCAAUUAUAUAUUUUUUACAUGUGUACUUAUUUAUUAACUUACUUUGUUGACGACGGUGUUUCCUAAAGAAAGUGGUUGUCAUGUGUAUUCAUUAAAAAGUCUUUAAACGGGCCUGAGUCGGCCUUCAUCGCUUCUCUUUCAAAUGACAACUCUCAUAAUACAUAAAGCACUUAGUGAACAGCAGUUAAGGUUAGGCUUCACGGUAGGAAAGGACAGAGUUCGAAGGAGAGGGCUGGGCCCGAGGAUUGAGAAGGACCUGAUGAUGAUGAUGAUAUUGACAGUAGUGUAAUUAUAAGCACAUUUAUUAUCAUGAUUUUUAGUAAAUGAUGAAAGUUCACAGCAAGAUCAGAGAUCGAAGACCGUGACUAAGCUGAUGGAGAACAGUGACCCCCCCACUGAAACUGACAACACGCAUGCGCAGUCCGAGAAAGCAAGUAUCAAUCUGAGCUAUGCAAUAGCUUCAUUCCCGAAUGAAGUGUCCUUAUGCGUAUCGAGUAUACCUGGAACGGUUUUUGGAGUCUGCGCAAAACAGCAUAUUCCCGUGGGAACGUGGAUUGGUCCUUAUGAAGGGAGGCGCGUGUGUCCUGAUGACGUCACGGUCGAUAUGAACACGUCACACAUGUGGGAGGUAAGACUGUUGAUCUUUAAAUGACAAUAAUAUUCAAGCAUAUGAAGGGAUGUACUUUUGAGGCAUGGAUGCUACAAAGCAUGCUUUUUCAGGUCUGUCAGUUCAUUUUCAUUUAUGUUAAUCUCAACGACACUAAGCGAUCCUUAAUUCUUCUAUAGUUUAUCACUAUUACUGCCCUGGCGAAAUUUGUGCGUUGGGGAGAUCAAAGGCUCCCGACAACGACUUCAGGCCUCGUUUAUAUCGAGAAAAGUUGACCCGAAAAAGAGGGUCACCCUCCCAGCCGAGAAAACUUAGAGAGCGUUAAAAUUAGAAAAAAGUUGACCCCUUUCCCAAGGCAACAACCCUCACGUAUGCUCUGAUUGUCUCACCUUGACCGAGUUGACCCAGCUGGGCGAGCCAAAGUGUUUUUAUGAAGAAGGCCCGGCUAGAACGCGACCCGACGAUCGAAAAAGAGUGCUGAGCAAGCUAGGGAGGUUACUCUUCUAGCCGAGCCAACUUUUUGUUUCUAAUCUAAACGGUUCGCCUAAGAACUGUAGAAAACGUUGUCUCGCCCAGGGUAGCUCGGGUAAGCGAGUGACCCUUCUAACCGUUACAAGUUUUCCCAAACAAACGGGACCUUAAAUUUCGUGCGGAAGUAGCCCAUAAUGGACUCAAGCACUACAGCACUACUCAGACCCAUUUCUAGCGUUCAAGAGGAAAAGGAGACUUUUUUCUCUUUCUCAGAUUUACGAAAAAGGCAAACUUGCUUAUUUCCUUGAUGGUAGUGACAAGAAUACCUCCAGCUGGAUGAGAUUCAUUCGCUGCGCGCGACAUAAGCAGGAGCAAAACCUGCUCGCAUUCCAACAUAACAAAGAUGUUUUCUACCGCGCUUUCCGUGAUAUUCCCCGCGGUUGCGAGCUUCUGGUCUGGUACGAAGAUAGCUAUAUCAAACAUAUGGGAAUACCCUUUGGAAUUGCGGACAGGAGUUCUCCACUUCAUUUUACAGGUAGGAAUGAUAUUAGAGGACAUGUAAGGAGAUAUUUGCGAAUCUCAGUCAUCGAUAAGGUUUUCGGAAAAAAAGGGUAAUGUCCAAAACAGUUACAACCAGUAUACAGCCAGGGGAAGGAGUGGCUGUGCACGGUUAUUCAGUGUUGUCACUCUAUAUUUGAUAUAGACACGGUUAAACUGUACGUACAAGCCAAAAUGACCCCGAAUCUAAAUAGCAGUGCAAGUGUGAAUAGAUCCACAUCAGAAAUUUUUCAAGCCGUCGACUGAACUCACAAUUUGAGCAUUAUUAAGACUUUGUCAAGUUGCAGUAAAAUUGGUAAAGCCGCUCCUGCUACUUAAUAUAAAGCUCGAAUAGUGUACAUUAAUCUUAUCUUUUUUUCUUAGAGAGAGUAUCAAGGGUAAAGCAUCCGGUUGCAAUCCGUGCUGCUUCUCUCGUCAGUGGAUCAGUGCGCGAGGAACAAGAACUCCUUCAUGAUGUUGACAAUGGAUUUAAGCCAUGCCGCGUACAGAAAAGGAGAUCAUCUUUACACAGUUCGCUGGUUGAAGAAGUAUCCGAUGAACCCAAAAGUGACGCUAUUCAACGACUCAACAAGAGAUUUAAAGAUCAGCAAGAAAGUGACAGCGACUCCCUGAUCCACAAUGAGGCAAAUGUGCGACCGUCUCUCGACAGGGCAGAUAACGGCAGAAAGCUCAACACAAGAAAAAAUGAAUUGACCCGACAUCGUAAACUGUUUGACGAAGUGAUAGAUACCAAUGGAGAGAACGGCGAGUUUAAAUGUGGCCAAUGCAAAAUCAUUUUCACGCAGCGUUCCCUUUUAAACAGUCAUCUCUGCUCGCGCAUGCCCUGUAAGCCCUACAGAUGUGGACACUGCCAAGAGGCUUUUGCCCAACCUAAAGAACUGCGCAUGCACUCAGUGGUGCACGUAAGCGAAAAGCCAUUCAAGUGUGGUUACUGUUUGCGGGCGUUCAGCGGGGCUACGACUUUAAACAACCACGUGCGUACGCAUACAGGUGAAAAGCCAUUUCUCUGUGAAAGGUGUGGUAAGUCAUUUUCUCAAGCAUUUCAGCUGAGUCGACAUCGCAGGGUCUGUACACAAAAUGGUGAAUAA
Messenger RNA from Porites lobata, 3759 nucleotides. NCBI's taxonomy places the organism in Eukaryota, Metazoa, Cnidaria, Anthozoa, Scleractinia, Poritidae. The record is from the annotation of a GenBank genome assembly.